GGAAAAAUACGUUUGUGUGGGCGAUUUGCAUUGAUCGCAAUGUCAAUGCGGAACCUUUCUGCCCUCGGUAGCUCUAACUACACGGACGUGAUUCUUUAACGCACAUUUUCGCAGGCACGGCGUUUGAAAUGGCUGUUACACUUCACACAGAUCUCGGAGAAAUCAAAAUUGAAUUGUUUUGUGAGCGGACACCGAAAGCAUGCGAGAAUUUUCUUGCUUUGUGCGCUAGUGGAUUCUAUAAUGGCAGUGUCUUCCAUCGAAAUAUCAAGGGUUUUAUGGUUCAAACUGGAGACCCUACAGGCACAGGUAAAGGAGGAACGAGUAUAUGGGGUCGCAAAUUUGAAGACGAGUUCAGUGAACACCUAAAGCAUAAUGUCAGAGGAGUGGUCUCAAUGGCAAACAAUGGCCCCAAUACAAAUGGCUCCCAGUUUUUCUUCACAUAUGCCAAACAGCCUCAUCUGGACAUGAAGUACACAGUGUUCGGAAAGAUCAUCGAUGGCCUGGAAACUCUUGAUGAACUGGAGAAACUUCCUGUCAAUGAAAAGACGUUCCGACCUCUCACUGAAACUAAGAUAAAAGACGUGACCAUACAUGCCAACCCUUUUGCUGGAUAGAUAUCUUUUCUGUCAAAAAAUGUGAAUAGGCAUUCAUCAAAAAUGUCAUAUGGUCAUUUUAUAUUAUGUAUGAUCUAGAGAUUGCAGAGAAUAUGUCAUAUCUGCCAAGACACUGAGCCUGGAAUUGUAGACUUAGAAAAAAAGCUAAUAAAUUUACAAGGGAAAUUGCCUUAUUUGUAAAUAUCAUUUGCUGGCAGGGGUUGGGAGUUACACUUCCGUUUUAGGUAUAGUCAUGAUUCUUAAUAAAUGCUUUGCAUCUCUUUUGAUUUAAA
Messenger RNA from Cheilinus undulatus (humphead wrasse), 886 nucleotides. RefSeq names its product peptidylprolyl isomerase (cyclophilin)-like 3 (gene ppil3). The record is from RefSeq and is a predicted model, not a curated record. Gene Ontology annotation, molecular function: peptidyl-prolyl cis-trans isomerase activity. The transcript is spliced from 6 exons. The coding region runs from base 129 to 614 and encodes 161 amino acids. Gene Ontology annotation, biological process: protein peptidyl-prolyl isomerization; protein folding. NCBI's taxonomy places the organism in Eukaryota, Metazoa, Chordata, Actinopteri, Labriformes, Labridae. Gene Ontology annotation, cellular component: catalytic step 2 spliceosome.